AUGGAGUUAUCUAGCUAUGAACCUUUGAUAAACAUUGUUCAUGUUAUUUGGUGUUGUUCUUGCAUAGGGAAAGCUCCCAGUAGUCAAUCAUACCCAAUAUCAUUUCUGCUGCUAUCAGUCAUGGAUGUACAAUGUUGCAUCCUGAUAAUAUCUGGUGUGGAGUAUUGCCACCGUAAUAUGGUGGUCCACAAAGAUCUUAAAACUAAGAAUCUUCUAUUGGAUGCCAAAUGUAAUGUGAAAAGUGCAUAUUUUGGUUUGAGUAAUACCAUGCGUGAUGGACAUUUUCUACAAACAAGGUGUGGAAGUCCAAAUUAUGCAGCCCCUGAGGUUAUAUUUGGUAAACUAUAUGUUGGGCCCGAGGGUGGAAUAUAUACCCUUCCCAGUCAUUUGUCACCGGGUGCUAGAGAUUUGAUGCCAAGGUAUGGAGAUUUAUACACAGAAAAGAAUGUUGCCAUUAGUUGUAUACACACCCAUGCUCGCCCUGGAGGUUAUCUGCAAUAUGUGGUGUAUAUUGUUACAUCUUUAGGAUUCGUACGCCAAUCAUUUGACAUAAUAGUUGAUGGCAUUUACCAAAGCAUCAUUCGUGCUCAUGAAAACCUUCAUCCUGGAUCAGUUUUUGUAAACAAAGGAGAGAUCUUGGAUGCAGGUGUGAAUCGUAGCCCUACUGCUUAUCUUAACAAUCCUGCAACAGAAAGGGCAAAAUACAAGUAUGAUGUGGAUAAAGAAAUGACACUUUUGAAGUUUGUAGAUGAUCAGUGGGGUCCAGUGGGUGCCUUUAACUGGUUUGCUACUCAUGGAACUUCAAUGAGUCGUACAAAUGAGUUAAUCAGUGGGGACAACAAAGAAACAUCUGCACGCCUCAUGAAAGAUUGGUUCGAUCAGAAAAGUGUUAGUGAAAACCCACGAAGAGUCUCACAAACAAAUCGUAAGUUUAUUAAAAUAAUUACCAGUUAAAAUUGUUUAUUUUUAAUCUUAUGGUGUUUUUAUACAAACCAUGAGUUGUUGGAACUCGCGUCUUCAUUUCAGUCAACUUCUGGUCAACCAACAACCAAGUAUUUGAGCAUAUCAAGACGUGUUAGAAGUGUUCUUAGAUCUGCAAAUAGGCCAAUAUUUGUAUCUGCUUUUUGUCAAUCGAAUUGUGGGGAUGUGAGUCCAAAUGUCUUUUGCAUAGAUACUAGGUUACCCUGUGAUUUUAAUCAUAGUACUUGUGGUGGGAAGAAUGAGUUGUGUUAUGGAAGAGGACCAGGAUACCUAGAUGAAUUUGAAAGCACGCGUAUAAUUGGGGAGAGGCAAUUCAAGAAAGCUGCUGAUCUUUGUAAAAAUGUUGCUGAAAAAUUAACUGGAAAUAUUGAUUUUCGUCAUAGUUAUUUGGAUUUUUCACAGCUUGAGGUGAAAAAAGGAGGGAAUGAGAGUGUUAAAACAUGUCCUGCUGUCAUGGGAUUUGCAUUUGCAGCUGGAACAACUGAUGGGCCUGGGGCUUUUGAUUUUAAGCAAGGGGACAACACUGGGAAUCCAUUUUGGAAAUUGGUGAGGAACUUGCUAAAAACGCCAAGCCAGGAGCCAUGUGAGGCACACAUUAAGAAGAGUCCUUGAGUGGUGUUGCUAAUGAAGAGUGGAGACAAGUGAGGGAAACAUUUAAAAAAAUCAGCAGAAAUCUUGUUUAC
This is a messenger RNA of Lactuca sativa (garden lettuce), 1664 nucleotides long. NCBI's taxonomy places the organism in Eukaryota, Viridiplantae, Streptophyta, Magnoliopsida, Asterales, Asteraceae. The record is from RefSeq and is a predicted model, not a curated record.